AUGGGUUUGUUCUCCAAGGUCAAGUCUCCCAAGAGCCAUGAUGCCAACCUGGCUCAGGCCGUCGAGGAGGCACCGCAGUUUGAGCGGGUGACAUGGUGGAGGGAGCCUGGGCUGCGGUCCCUGGGCUGGUAUGCCUUCAUCCUUUCCAUCGCCUCGGCCAGUACUGGUUACGAUGGAAUGCUUCUGAACUCCAUCCAGAACUUCGACAGCUGGAGAGAUCAGUUCGGCAUCGCGCGCGACUCGGACAUGAGCACUUAUGGUCUUCUUGGAUUCCUGGUGGCCCUGUACCAGAUUGGAAGUGUUGUGUCGAUCCCCAUCGUUCCCUUCGUGCUUGACCGAUGGGGUCGCAAGUGGCCCAUCAUCCUUGGGGCUGUCAUCACCACCGGCGGUGCCGUUCUUCAAGCCUUCUGCCACACACUUCCUCAGUUUAUGGGCGGACGUUUCUUGCUCGGAUUCGGAAACUCGUUCUCCCAGAUGGCUUCCCCCAUGCUGCUGACCGAGAUUGCCCACCCGCAGCACCGCGCCAGGUUGACGACGGUCUACAACUGUCUGUGGAACGUUGGUGCCGUCCUCGUUGCUUGGACCGCCUUUGGCACCGACACCCUGAAAAACGAGUGGUCCUGGAGAAUUCCUGCAUUCCUGCAGUCCAUCCCGUCCAUCAUUCAGCUUCUUGGCAUCUACUGGGUCCCCGAAUCUCCGCGUUUCCUCAUCGCCAACGAUCGGGAUGACGAGGCCCUCCAGAUCCUGGCCAAGUACCACGCCAACGGUGACGCACAGAACGCCACGGUCCAGUUCGAAUUCCGCGAGAUUCGCGAGACCAUCAAGAUGGAGCAGGCCGCCAACAAGCACAGCAGCUACAUGGACUUUUUCCGCACCCCGGGCAACCGCUACCGUCUCAUGAUCCUGAUCUCGCUCGGACUCUUCUCCCAGUGGUCCGGAAACGCCAUCAUCUCCAACUACAGCGCCAUCCUUUACGAGAAUGCAGGCAUCACCGACUCCACGGCUAGGUUGGGUCUCUCCGCCGGCAAUUCGAUGCUUGCCGUCGUCGUCUCCAUCACGUGCGCGAUGCUGGUCGACAAGUUCGGUCGUCGCCCGAUUUUCCUCAUCGCCACCGGAGGCAUGCUCGGCACCCUCGUCGUCUGGUGUCUUUCGUGCGGCCUCUACGAGGAGCACCGCACGCCCGGCUCCGACAUGGCCCUCGUCUUCUUCAUCUGGCUGUUUGGUGUCUUUUACGCCAUCGCCUGGUCCGGUCUCCUGAUCGGCUACGCGCUCGAGAUCCUGACGUACCAGCUCCGCGCCAAGGGAAUGAUGAUUCUGAACCUGGUCAUCCAGCUCGCCCUGACUUUCAACAACCUAGCCAACGCACCUGCACUGAAGCACUUUGAGAACCACACCUGGAAGCUGUACCUCAUCUACACUUUCUGGGUCGCGUUCGAGUUCGCCUUUGUUUUCUGGAAAUACGUCGAGACCCGCGGCCCGACGCUCGAGGAGCUCUCCAAGGUCAUCGACGGCCCCAACGCUGUCGCCCCCAUCCUGAACCUCGACCAGAUCGAGAAGGAGACCCACAUGAACUUGGACCGCCCCGACAGCACCGAGAAGACGGCGCCCAGGGAGUCGUCGGCCAACCACGUCUAA
Pyricularia pennisetigena is the source of this 1635-nucleotide messenger RNA. RefSeq lists its product as uncharacterized. The transcript is spliced from 7 exons. NCBI's taxonomy places the organism in Eukaryota, Fungi, Ascomycota, Sordariomycetes, Magnaporthales, Pyriculariaceae. Gene Ontology annotation, cellular component: membrane. Bases 1 to 1635 code for a protein of 544 amino acids. Gene Ontology annotation, biological process: carbohydrate transport; transmembrane transport. The record is from RefSeq and is a predicted model, not a curated record. Gene Ontology annotation, molecular function: carbohydrate:proton symporter activity.